UCUUCCAAGAGGUGUCCACAAAACACCUUCAACUGUAGGGGAUUCAUCAUUUGCUUCUGAUACCCAGUCAUCCAUAUUGAUGUGGCUCCGUGGUCCAAGAUCACUGAAGCAGAUUGUCCUUCUGACCUCAGCAGGUCAGUGAUAGCCUACCCAUGUUACAGUACCUGUGUCAUUCACUUCAUUUCGUCAUGUAGGCAUUGUAUCAUCUCACACCACGAGAAGAAGGAAGUUGGCGCUGGAGAGUGGCAAAUCAGAGGAGACUUGAGGCAGCAGACAGCUUGAGUCAUGGCCUCCGACCUGGACUUCUCACCUCCUGAGGUGCCUGAACCCACUUUCCUGGAGAAUCUGCUGCGGUAUGGACUCUUCCUGGGGGCCAUCUUCCAGCUCAUCUGCGUGCUGGCCAUCAUCGUACCCAUUCCCAAGUCUUACGAAGCGGAGACAGAACCAUCUGAACCCAGAAGUGCAGAGACGACAAGGAAGACCAAGGCUGCCAUUCCUUCUGCCAACAAGAGGCCCAAGAAGGAGACCAAGAAGAAGCGAUAGAGGCGGAGGCCUGAGGAGCCAGGCGGCCUGGGGGCAGUCCUCCUGGGAAUCAACAUCCUGUUUCUUCUCCAUCCCAGGCUCAGUGUCUAGAGGCUGUGAUGCCCUCUGACCACAGAGAUCUGGACAGUCAUGAUGGUCCCCAGGCUUCAGCUGGACAGAUAACACUUCCUCCUCCUGCUUCCAUGGUGGUUUCCAGUCUGGAGACUGAAAUGCCCUGUGAGCAGACCCUGCCCUAGGGCGUUGUUCAGAAGCUAGGUCAGCUCACUGUUACUUAAUCACUGUGGCUAGCCAAUAGGCACCCACCUUGUAGAUUCACACUACACUUCGGAGUCAUUAUCUAAUGCUGCCAAGCACUUCCUCUCACAUUGCUGUGUACCGCAGAUGUGCUCAUCAGUCACUUUCGAUUCUGCUGUGUGGAUGGAGCCAGACCUCACCUGUGUUAGGGCAGGACACUCUGGCCAUGCAAUGGUAGUGGUCCACUGGCUGUGCCAAUCAGGUCUGAAAAAUGCUUACUGGGAGAGCCAGCAGAAGGCCUGGGCCAUGGUCAUGCCUGAGUUUCCUCUAGCAGGUGGAAGGGUUUUGGCUGAAUGCAUAUUUCUUGGGCAUAAACUUUCUGAGCCUCUGAAAUAGCAGGCUUGUCAACUUCAGACUAACCUCAAGCCAUUAUAACAUACCCAUUAUGUGUGAUGCCUUUGACUUCUACCUGUACGUAUUCCCCCGCCUCUCAGUUUUUUAAUUCUCUGACCAGUGAAGAAGAGUUACUUGGGAAAGUAAAGGUCAAUAAAGAGUUGCGCAUGCUGAA
Molecule: messenger RNA, 1345 nt
Organism: Chinchilla lanigera (long-tailed chinchilla)
Lineage: Eukaryota; Metazoa; Chordata; Mammalia; Rodentia; Chinchillidae
Gene: Manbal
Product: mannosidase, beta A, lysosomal-like
Exons: 3
Coding region: 286-543 (85 amino acids)
Cellular component (GO): membrane
Source: RefSeq, a predicted model, not a curated record